This is a messenger RNA of Musca domestica (house fly), 3890 nucleotides long. It is a transcript of the gene cysu, whose product is annotated as peroxidase. The transcript is spliced from 10 exons. NCBI's taxonomy places the organism in Eukaryota, Metazoa, Arthropoda, Insecta, Diptera, Muscidae. The record is from RefSeq and is a predicted model, not a curated record. Gene Ontology annotation, molecular function: peroxidase activity; heme binding. Gene Ontology annotation, biological process: response to oxidative stress. Bases 983 to 3262 code for a protein of 759 amino acids.
AAUUGGCCAAAGUAAUCAGUUAAUUGUGGGACAUACAACGUAAAGGUUGUAAAGCGCGGCUAACGGUAUCGAGAGCACCUUGUGUGGAAUACAAAAGCAAAAGAAGUCAUGUUCAUGUAAAUGAAUUUUUCUUUCACUUGAAAUGAAACGACCUUAACAAAAUAAUGACAAAUAUGGCAAAGUGAAUGAACGACCAAAUUAUAAAAAAGAAUGAAUUUUAAAACGAAUAAAAAUCUGAGUGAAUGAAAAUAAAAAGAAUAAUCGAAAAAACCAUAAAGGGAAAGUUUAACGGAAGAAUAUAGCAAAACAACUCAAGUGGAGUUGUUGAAAAUUCUUAAAGAAAGGAAACGAAGCAAGUCAAGUGCUUACAAUACCAAAAAAAAAAACGAAAAUUAAUUAAACCACCUCACAUCAGACGUCGCAAACGUCAUUGUGUGUAGAAUAACAAAAAAAAAAUUCUUGUGUUGUUCCGAGUUGGUGUUCUAUGUGUCAGUGGUUCUUUGUUGUUAACCGGACACAGCCGACUUGUGUGACUGAUGUAAACAAAAGACUUAAGACACAAACUUGAAAGUGCAUUUUCCCAGUCUUGGGCGAAUAAUGAAAUAAAAACAAAAGCAAACAAAACUACUACAACUCCAUAUCAUUAAUGUUGCUUUGCGUAAUUAAGGCCAUUUCGUUGUGAGUACAUAUUUUCUUUCGCGCGCGUUUUCCAACCCACCUCUUGAACCAAACACCGGCUAUUCUGAGUGUUAAUUAGUAACAGCAAAAAUAUAUAUACCCAAAACAAAGUCUUAGACUCUAACUAUUGUUGCCAUAAUUGGAUUAAAUAUUUCCUUUGGUGUUUAUUUCCUUUUCGGAUCAGUCGAAAACGUCAACGGAAACUGUAACAACAACAGCGACAGUAGCAGCAAACAUUUAAUCCAAGUCAUUAACUGAAAAAUAAACAGCCAUUGCCACUUGUACCAGAUUUUAUUUUAACAAAAUGAUUUUAAGAAUAUUCCUUUUAACAACGGCUCUGCUGGCACCCUGCCUCAUCAAUGCCCAAUUUCAUCAUUUCGGUGAAGCCAUCAAUACCUCACCUUUGGGUGCUGAAUGUGCUCUGAUUUUGGCCGGACCAGGCCGAUCAUCGGUAUAUGACUACAGUGUAAAUUUAUUCCGUGGAUCACUAAAUCCUUAUGGAAAUGGCGAUUCAACUUGUAUAACAUAUGAUGCUGUAAAUGCUGCCUAUUUGGAUGCCCGCAAGAGAAUACAUGUUUCCCAGCCCAAAGGCGAUUGGAAGGCUGAAGACAUUGCCACCGUUGGCGAACUGUUGCUGGAUAUUUCCAUACAAUUGGCCAGAACUUAUGGCUUGUCAUAUGAAGAAAUUGAAAAGGGUCUGCCCACCAUCGACACCUCCAAGACGUUGAUCCGCGAAGUGUGCCCGCCCUUCUUCUCCGGCGUUGAGUGCCGCCCAGGUAAGUACAGACGUUUCGAUGGUUUGUGCAACAACAUUGAACAUCCCACAUGGGGUGCUGCCAUGGCACCGUUUCAACGUCUGAUUGGUCCCCUCUAUGCCGAUGGUAUCAAUGCUCCACGUAUUUCGGUGACUGGUCGCGAUUUGCCCUUCUCACGUGUUGUGUCGCGCACCAUGCAUCCCGAUGAUGGUUAUCACGAUCAUGCUGGCACUGUAAUGGUCAUUGCUUGGGGUCAAUUUAUGGAUCACGAUUUCACGCUCACCGGCACUCCCUUGGAUCCCAUCAAUCGCAACGAUCCCGAGGAGUGUUGCAAACGUCCGCUGCAUUUGAAGCAUCCCUAUUGUAAUGAGAUCCGUGUGCCCGAUGAUGAUUAUUUCUAUCGCCUGUUCAAUGUUAAGUGCAUUGAUUUUGUACGUGGUUUCCCUUCACCUAGACCUGGCUGUCGUUUGGGUUCCCGCCAACAAUUCAACACGCUGACUGGUGUCAUUGAUGCCAAUACCGUUUAUGGUGUUAAUGAGAAAUUCGCUCGCAAGCUGCGUACUGGCUAUGGUGGUCUAUUGCGUAUGAAUCCCGUUUUCCAGGAAUAUGGCUUGAAAGAUUUGUUGCCCCUGAAAUUGGACAUUCCAGAUGAAGGUUGUACUCGUCCUAACAAGAGUAUGUUCUGUUUUGAGGCUGGUGAAAUUCGUGUCAAUGAACAAUUGGUUUUGACCUGCAUGCACACCCUUAUGGCAAGAGAACAUAAUCGCAUCGCUACCGGCCUAUCGCAAAUCAACAAACAUUGGGAUGAUGAAACUUUGUUCCAGGAGGCUAGAAGAAUUAACAUUGCCAUUGUUCAGCAUGUGACCUAUAAUGAAUUCUUGCCAAUUUUGUUGGGCAAGGAGGUGAUGGAGAAAUUCGGUUUGGUAUUGCAAAAGGAUGGCUAUUGGGAUGGCUAUGAUCCGAAGGUCAAUCCCGGUAUCAUUGAUUCAUUUGCUGGUGCUGCAUUCCGUUUUGGCCACUCGCUUCUGCCAACGGCUGUUGAACGUUGGUCCAAGGCCCACAAGUUUAUUGCCUCGAAACGGUUGUCCGAUUUGAUUAGACGUCCCUAUGAUUUGUACAGGGCUGGUGUUUUGGAUGAAUACUUUAUGGGUCUGAUGAACCAGGUGGCCCAGGCUAUGGAUGACUCAAUUACCCAAGAGGUUACCAAUCAUUUGUUCAAGAAAGAAGGUGCUAGAUUCGGUAUGGACUUGGUGUCGUUUAACAUGCAACGUGGUCGUGAAUUCGGUAUACCCGGCUAUAUGGAAUUCCGUAAAUUCUGUGGUCUACCCACCUCCAAUACAUGGGACGAGAUGUUUGGCUCCAUGCCCAACGAUACCAUUUUGAGAUAUCAAAGUAUAUUUGAACACCCUGCUGAUAUUGAUUUGUGGUCUGGUGGUGUGUCCGAAAAAUCAUUGCCCGGUUCUAUGUUGGGUCCCACCUUCGCCUGUGUCAUUGCCACCCAGAUGAGCUAUUUGAGACGUGGUGAUCGUUUCUGGUAUGAAUUGCCAAAUCAGCCAUCCUCCUUUACUCCCGAACAAUUGCAAGAAAUCCGCAAGGCCAAAUUGUCGCGUUUGAUUUGUGACAAUACGGAUUUGAUCGAUACAGUACAAAUAUAUCCCAUGGUAUUGCCUGAUCAUGAAAUCAAUCCUCGUGUACCCUGCAAGAGCGGUGUUAUACCCUCAAUUGAUUUGACCAAAUGGGCCGAUUAUGCUAGUCCUGAUAUAGCUUCUCCAGUUUUUAACUACAUCAAUGAAAUUCCCGAUACUUUGCUGAAUUUCCGCAAAAAAUAAACGAAAACGGUCAGGUUUUUGAUGCACGCCCUGCGUUUUUCUUUUCAGUCUCAGUUAAAUAAUAAUGUCUAAAGUACCCCUCCCCCGCUCAAAACUUUCCAACAAAAUACUCAAGGAUCAUUCUACAAUAACGUAUUAAGAUUUGCUGUUACUUUCUAAUUUUCUCUCAUUUUGUUGCCUCUCACAAUGUAUCCAUCUAUUCUAAGUCAUUUUUUAUAUGUCUCCUUUCCUCCCACUUGUUUUUGUUUUCCUUCGUACAAUAUUCAAAAACGUCUUGUUUUGUAUGUGCUUUGUUGCAUUUAGUUUCCAUUACAAGUCCAAACGAGACUUUCUAAUUUAUUAUAAUUAUUGUUCUUUUGUUAAUUUUGUUUCGCACAUCCAUCUUUUGUUUUUGUCCAUUUUUUGUUUUUAAUGACAUUUGUAAAAUCAUAUUAUUUUGUUUAAUUUUUUAUAUAUCUUUGUGUACAUAUUAUUUUUAAAUAGAAAAAAUUUAUUAAGUAUUUUUCAUUGCAAUCAUCCUCCUCCUUUUUUUUGUUUAUUUUUUUUAUAUAUAACAACAACAAAUAUUAUAUACAUCAAAAUCAAACUGCAAAAACGAUCAUUUAUAUACAUAUACAACAUUGCUCAG